UGGGCAUUAUUCGAUGUAAACACAAACAGCUGUUACGCUCUAUCACUGGCAUAAAAUCAAAUUUACUACAAACACAGUUAUGAAUAUUUUCCGUAGUGCAACCCUUACAUUACGAUCUGCACAAUUGCACAGAAUGUCGGCAACACCACAAACUGUACCGAUAGAGGCGGCAAUACGUGCAGCACUCUCGGAUGAAUUGCUGCCAGUUCAUUUGGAAGUAAUCAACGAAUCCUAUAUGCAUAAUGUACCAAAAGGCUCAGAGACACAUUUUAAAGUUUUGGUAGUCUCGGAGAAGUUCAAUGACUUAACCUUAAUAAAGCGCCAUCGUUUGGUAAACUCUAUAGUACAAGAGAAAUUGGCAGGUAACUUUGUACAUGCACUAUCUAUUGAGGCUAAAACUCCAAAACAAUGGGAUCCUAAUUACAUUGUUGAACCUAGUCCGAAUUGCCGUGGCGGUUUUGGCAAAUAAGUUUGAUUUACACUAUUAAACCUUCGUUUAUUCAUCAAAAAUAUACAAUAUAAAAAUUAUUAUAAC
Molecule: messenger RNA, 535 nt
Organism: Ceratitis capitata (Mediterranean fruit fly)
Lineage: Eukaryota; Metazoa; Arthropoda; Insecta; Diptera; Tephritidae
Product: bolA-like protein DDB_G0274169
Exons: 3
Coding region: 80-469 (129 amino acids)
Cellular component (GO): mitochondrion
Source: RefSeq, a predicted model, not a curated record